This is a messenger RNA of Cervus elaphus (red deer), 2696 nucleotides long. Its product is annotated as sulfotransferase 1C4-like. NCBI's taxonomy places the organism in Eukaryota, Metazoa, Chordata, Mammalia, Artiodactyla, Cervidae. The transcript has 7 exons. Gene Ontology annotation, molecular function: sulfotransferase activity. Gene Ontology annotation, biological process: sulfation. The record is from RefSeq and is a predicted model, not a curated record. Gene Ontology annotation, cellular component: cytoplasm. Bases 606 to 1508 code for a protein of 300 amino acids.
GCAGCCUCCUCUAUUUCAGUCUUAAAAAUAACACUGCUGAUGCCCUACCCCCACAUCUGUGCUGGGAGGUUGGGUCUAAGCUCUCAUUGUUGGCAGCACAGAAACUUCCCUCCAGCCUUUCAAGGAAGUGAGUCUCCGCUGCAACUUGUAAGACCACCUGCAGAUUUCCCGCAACUUUGUAAUGAGCUUGAAAUUCCCAGAAGAAACAAUUAAAGAGAUCUGUGAAUUAUUUUGUGAAUGCAGAAGAGGACUGCAAAUGAGGUGGCCCUGACUGUCGCUAAGGGCACAGAAGAGUGGCUGAAGGCGCAAAGGACACGGCCAGGGGGCGGGGAGCCGCGGUGCUGCCCAGAGCAGAGGGCUAGGCAGUUACGUCACUGCCCCUCCGGGAGGCAGCUACAGCUCGUCAGAAGUGCUGUGUGCAAAGUCCUAAGCCAGAGUUCCGCUCCCUGGCCAGGCCAGCUGCCCCUUGACGGCCAACUCCAGGCAGGGCCUGAGGUCUCAGCCCUGCCCCGUCUGUAAGCUGCCAAGCACACAGCUCUGAGCUGUCUGAGGGUAACGCUUUCCCGAGCUAAAAUUUCUGACCCCUGACAUUGGCCUUGAACAAGAUGGAGGAUUUGCAAUCAGAGGGCAUGAGUCGCGUGGCUGUGGACUACGUGGGAGGCAUCCUGCAGCCUACGCCCACCUGUGACACCUGGGAUCAGAUCUGGAGCUUCCAAGCCAGGCCCGACGACCUGCUCAUUUCUACCUACCCGAAAGCAGAACAAGGAACAACAUGGACGCAGGAGAUUGUGGACUUGAUACAAAACGGGGGUGACGUCGACCAAAGCCAGAGGGCACCCACGCACGAGCGAUUUCCCUUCAUCGAGUGGAUAGUCCCUUCCCUAGGAUCUGGCUUGGAACAAGCGAAUGCAAUGACCUCACCCCGGAUACUGAAGACACACCUCCCCUUCCACUUGCUGCCACCAUCUCUCCUGGAGAAGAACUGUAAGAUGAUCUACGUAGCCAGGAACCCCAAGGACAACAUGGUGUCUUAUUACCACUUCCACAGGAUGAAUAGAAUCCUUCCUGCUCCAGGCACCUGGGAAGAAUACUUUGAGAAUUUUCUGGCUGGGAAAGUGUGCUGGGGCUCCUGGUAUGACCACGUGAAGGGCUGGUGGCACGCCAAGGACCAGCACCGCAUCCUCUACCUUUUCUACGAGGACAUGAAGGAGAACCCAAAGCAUGAAAUUCAGAAGCUGGCAGAAUUUAUUGGAAAGAGCUUAGAUGAUAAAGUUCUGGAUAAAAUUGUUCACCACACUUCAUUUAGUGUCAUGAAGCAGAACCCGAUGGCAAACUACACGUCGAUUCCGGCUAAAUUCAUGAACCACUUGAUUUCUCCAUUCAUGAGAAAAGGGGUCGUCGGGGAUUGGAAGAACCACUUCACCGUGGCCCAGAAUGAGAGAUUUGAUGAUGAUUACAGGAAGAACAUGGCUGACACCACUCUAACUCUCCACUUUCGAUUCUCGUAAGGAAGAAAAAUCACCAGAUUUAAUUGGUGUAAAAGUUGAUUACCCUGACCCCGUGAUAUUGAAUUCAGGUGGCUGGACUAGUGCUUCUUGUGUCUGCUUUUGUUCACCCUAAUAAAAGAUGGAGCUAAAAAAAAAAAAAAAAAAAAGGAGCUAACAGAGGUUGGGGCCAGGUGGAGGGCGGAGACUUACAACCCUGGCAUCCUUGCUAAUGAUCAUGAUGCGUCAGUUUUCUACAGACCACAUGCAUGUGAACAUGUUAAAUAUGCUCUGGUCAUCACAUAAGAACAUACUAAAGUUUUCAGAUGAAGUGUUGGUUUAAGAAAAUUUGUAAAUACAGCACUAAAAUGUGUCAAUAGCUACUAUUUCUUGGUAGCCAGCGAUUUCUUGGUAGCCAAGUAACCAUCAUCAGGUGACUGUUUUCCCCUGAAACUUUCUCAUUCACUCCAGGCUUCUUCCUUCAGUGCCUCUACCCCUGUCCCUCACCGCUGCCUCUGCAUUUCGCUGGACUCCCCUUCCACUCCCAGCCAACCCAUCCCAGACUUGCACCUUGACCCACCUCUCUGCAGCCCCUCCUCAAUUGUGUUCUAAUCCAUCAGCAACACCUGUCAGUGUACCUCCAGGAUGUCUUACCUCUGCAGCCACCCUUCCAGUUCAGAAGCCUCUCCCUUGCCUAUAAGCUAUGUGACUUGUUUCUCUGUUCAUCAUACAUCUGCCAAACUUCUUUUCCCACAGCAAGAUUCUUUACAUUUCUCUUUAGCUCAGAAUCUUUCAAUGAUUCUGAUGUUUGCUGCCUACAAGAUACAUCCCAAGCAAUUUUAGCCACCGAUUCAAAGGCAGCUACGUGGAUGACUUACCUUAUGACAUGGGUGACUUACCUUCCAAACUGCCUGCCAGCUGGAUUUCAUGCUGCCAAACCCCCUCCUCACUGCAGCAGAGAGCCACCUCGCUGGUUCCGAGCGCAUCUCGCAGGCUCCUCCCCACUCCAACUAGUCUUACUGUCAUCCCACCUUCUCCAGACACUUCCUUUCCUUUCUCUCCACCAGUUUAAAACAUAAAUAGCAAGUUCACUAACCAGCACAGGCCUCCCAUCUUCCUGCAACCUGAAGGACCAUCUGCUCUUUGGAGGUCUUUCACACAUAAUUCUUAUGUGAUUAAGAUUAAAGUGUAUCAUUAAAUCUCUUAUAGGUC